CGUAGGAGAGAAAUAUGAUGUGAAAAUCUGAAGCUACCGACCACACAUUAUGAUAAAAACAGCUGUUUAUUCAUCAACUCUCACCGUAUGAACAGCGGGGACACUUCACCGGCUCCAUUUGACUGUUAAUGAGAGGAAGCUAAGGUCUCCGGAGCAGCCAUGCCCGUCUCCCUGCUGUGGGCGGUGGAUGUGUACGGCCGGGUCUACAGCCUCUCCACGGGGGGGGGGCUGUGGGAGCAGUGCCGCGACGCUCACAUGGAGUUCAAGCGCGUGACGGCCGCUCAGCAAUGCUGCUGGGGCAUCGCCUGCGACAACAACAUCUACCUGAACCUCCACGCGUCUGACCUGCCCGUUCGAUACCAGGAGGAGACCUACGAGAACCAGCGCUGGAAUCCCGUGGAUAGUUUCUCAGAUCGUUUGUUGCCUAGCGACCGCUGGCAGUGGAGUGAUGUCACCGGUCUGCAGCACCAGCCUCUGGACGGCUUCCUGCUUCCCUCCGACAGCUGGGAGUGGGAGGGCGACUGGCACUUGGAUGAAAACUUUGAGGGAGAGCCCACAGAGAAAGUGGGAUGGACCUACGCCAUUGAUUUUCCCGCCUACUACACCAAAGACAAGAAGUGGAACUCCUGUGUGCGUCGCAGGCGAUGGCUCCGCUACAGGAGAUACAGAUCCAUGGACACCUGGGCCAAGAUCCCCCCACAGCAGACGACUCUCCCAGAUCCUUUCAGCGACAUCAGCUGUGGAGGAUGGAAGAUCAACGAGGAGCCCAGAGGCCGGCUGUCACUGUGGGCUGUCUCCCUGCAGGGCAAGAAGCUUCUCCUCACUAUGGAGAGACCAGCAGCAGCAUAG
Notothenia coriiceps (black rockcod) is the source of this 849-nucleotide messenger RNA. RefSeq names its product tectonin beta-propeller repeat-containing protein 1-like. The record is from RefSeq and is a predicted model, not a curated record. Gene Ontology annotation, cellular component: membrane. NCBI's taxonomy places the organism in Eukaryota, Metazoa, Chordata, Actinopteri, Perciformes, Nototheniidae. The coding region runs from base 160 to 849 and encodes 229 amino acids. The transcript is spliced from 6 exons.